AUGAAAGUGCUUAUCGUAUUUGCUCAUCCCGAGCCUCAAUCGCUUACUGGCCACUUGAAAGAUGUAGCAGUAAAGGAAUUGAAGGCUCAAGGCCACGAAGUAAAAAUCACUGAUCUUUACGCUCAAAAUUGGAAGUCAUCGGUCGAUCGCGAUGAUUUUGAGCAGGUUUCGAAAGAUGAUAAACUAUCCGUGGUUUUCUCUUCGCAUACGGCUUACGCCGAAGGUAAAUUAACCGAUGACGUUAAGGUCGAGCAAGAAAAACUCUUGUGGGCGGACACUUUGUUGUUGCACUUCCCGCUAUGGUGGUUCUCAAUGCCUGCGAUACUCAAAGGGUGGGUCGAACGUGUCUUUUCCUGCGGAUUCGCGUACGGCGUCGGAGAGCACGAUGAUGAAAAGUGGGGGGUUCGUUAUGGUGACGGAAUAUUCGCUGGUAAGCGCGCAAUGCUUGUGAUAACGAUCGGCGGCUGGAAGGAACACUACGGGGACCGCGCAAUAAAUGGUCCUAUUGACGAUGUUCUUUACCCCAUAAACCACGGUAUGCUUUUCUAUCCUGGUUUCAGCGUUCUUCCCCCAUUUGCGUUGUACAACACCCACCGCUUGAGUGAGGAACAAAUCAAGAUUGCAACUGAAGAUCUCCGUGAGCGUAUGCGUACUCUUGGAUCGACAGACCCUAUCGCAUACCGCAAACAGAACGACGGUGACUACAACAUUCCUGCGCUGACUUUACGAGACGAUAUCGAGCCUGGUGCCAAAGGAAUGUCAGUCAACCUGGACAAGUCGAAGAAAUGA
Messenger RNA from Lachancea meyersii CBS 8951, 789 nucleotides. Lineage: Eukaryota; Fungi; Ascomycota; Saccharomycetes; Saccharomycetales; Saccharomycetaceae. The record is from the annotation of a GenBank genome assembly.